AUGGCCCCAGAAGUGCGGGUUCCUCGCGGCGCCAAGAAGCGGAGGGCCUGCGAUCGCUGUGUGCGGAGGAAGAAGGCAUGCAGCGCUGGUUGGCCAUGUGACGACUGCCGACGCAAGCUCGUGUCAUGCACUUACCAGCGAAGGGAUGAGACCAAGAAGGGGGUCCAAGGACAGCAGAAACCCGACGCCAAGGUGCAAGAGCCAGUACCACAGCCGAACGACACGUCGGCCUUGGGGGGCGACCCCACGCCGUCUUCCAGCACCGACGAGACUCUUGAUGUUUCUCUCAUCGGCAAUGGAGACUGUGGUCUUGGCCCGUUUUCCGAUAACCUCACGUGGCUAGACUUUCUCGAUCUCGAUCAGACAAUGCCACUUGAUCAGCCGCAGUCAGAUCAGAAAAAGGGUUCAUUUGACUUUCUGUAUACAUUUACUAGUCGCACAGGUCUUGUGGAGUCCUUCGACUGUGGGACUUUGGCUCAGCGAGUGCAGACCGUGUCCGAAUUUCUCCAAGAUGAAGCAGCACGGCAAGCGAAAACUGCGCUCUUCAAUGACCCUCUCAUCACGGUGACACGCAAGAUUGUCGCCGAAAUUCAUGACUUGAGCACCAACAAUGUUCGGAGAAGCGCCGCCAUGAAGGACAAUCCAUCCACCACAGAACAGAGCUGCCUACAAUUCUUUUCACCAUUACAUCUACGAAAAUUUCUCGCGCUCUUUUGGAACAUAUGGCAUCCGAAUUGCCCUUUUAUACAUCGGCAAUCAUUCGAUCCCACGAUUGCAAAACCUUGUCUCGUCGCCGCAAUGGCCGUCACAGGUGCUUCUGUUUCCCCGGAACCUACCGAUAAUGAGCUAGCUAGGACCUGGUUCAACUCUGUCGAGGAAAUGGUCUUCAGUGACGAUGCUUUUUGCGAUGACGCUCCAUAUUGCCCUUUGGUAAAUCCCGUGGAGGGCAUUGACAAGAUUCAAGCUCUGCAGGCCGGAUAUCUGGCCGCGCGAGAUGUGGGUGUCAGCUCGGCAAGGCACCGCAAUUAUGAUUUGACAUCUAGCUUCGACGACUUUGACUGGCAAGACUUUAUAGCGAGAGAACAGUUGAUCCGCGUUGUCAUGUGGACAUUCAUGUUUGACAAGGGCUUCGUUCUCUUCAACAAUAUCCCUCCUCGAAUGGUCAUCAAGGAAAUGACCAUGCACAUAGCGUGGCCAGACUCAAUAUUCCAGGCUGGCACCGCUGCUGAGUGUGCUCGAGAGAUUCAGGCUUUUCUCUCACGGUCCAGCUCCGGGAGCUAUCUUACUCUAUGCGAGGUCUUUGAACGAUACUGUAAAGACAAGAUGGACCCGAACCUGCGUCGUGUCCUUGUGGAGCAUGGCGCCUCUCAUCUUUUUGCUAUCAUCCUUGCUGUCUACUCGACCAUCUUCCAACAUCAGAAUUCUCUGGCCGGCUUCGACCAACUCGGUGGUAUACGCAACGCUCUCGACAAUUGGAAAUCCACUUACGAGGCCUACCUAAAGACGGUCCCUAUCUCGGAGCCAUACGAAACAGCUGAUUCGCUUCAAGACAUGUGGAGAAGACCUGGAUUCAGUCGUCACGCACACGAAUUUUACUUAGUUGCCCGGGCCUUGGUCAGCCGUAUGUCAUCAGGCGAGUCUGUGCCUGGAAUGGAUGGGAGCAAGGGCACGCCCGGCUUCAAUGAAUACGACCAGACUAGUAUGCGCCAGCUGAAUGAUCUUAUCACGGAUUUUCUUGGUGUUCAUUUGGAUUGA
Molecule: messenger RNA, 1755 nt
Organism: Fusarium vanettenii 77-13-4
Lineage: Eukaryota; Fungi; Ascomycota; Sordariomycetes; Hypocreales; Nectriaceae
Exons: 6
Coding region: 1-1755 (584 amino acids)
Biological process (GO): regulation of transcription by RNA polymerase II; DNA-templated transcription
Cellular component (GO): chromatin
Molecular function (GO): RNA polymerase II cis-regulatory region sequence-specific DNA binding; DNA-binding transcription factor activity, RNA polymerase II-specific; zinc ion binding
Source: RefSeq, a predicted model, not a curated record